AUAUGAUUAGAUUUUUGAGGCGAAUACAAAACUUUUGCAAUUAAGCAGAAGUUUUUGAUGUUGCUGUGGUUGGUGGAGGUUCAGGAGGGUUAGCUUUUGCUCUUGUAUAUAUUUUUAAUUAUAUAUUAGGAAGGUGCAAAACUUGGAUUAAAGAUUGCAGUAUUUGAUUAUGUCACACCUUCGAGUCAUGGCUCCACUUGGGGUUUAGGAGGGACUUGUGUUAAUGUUGGAUGCAUACCAAAAAAAUUAAUGCAUCAAAGUGCUAUAAUUAAAGAGAAGAAUGUAAGUUCUAAUCCUUAUGGAUGGACCUCUAGUUUUUAAGAAUAAGUUGAUUGGAAUAUUUUAAUAGAAAAUAUCUAGAAUCACAUAAAAGGGCUGAAUUAUGGUUACAAGGGAAAUUUACAAAAAUAGGGAAUUCUUUAUUUGAAUGAUUAAGCAACUUUUAAGGAUAAUCACACAUUGAUAUAUGGAAAGCCAGAUGAUUUGAUUGCAUAAGAUAAAAAUAAAUUAAAGGAAUUAAAAUUUAGAUAUUGUGUUAUUAGUACUGGGGGACGUCCUACAAAAUUAAAAUCAUUAGAAAAGCAUGCUAUCACAUCAGAUGAUAUAUUUUCAUUAAGGAAACCACCUGGUAAGACUCUUGUUGUUGGAGGUGGAUAUAUUGCAUUAGAAUGCGCAGGAAUUUUAAAAGGAUUAGGUUUUGAUGUAACAUUAAUGACAAGAGGAAAGUACCUUAGAGAAUUUGACUAGGAUAUUGUUGAGAUGAUUUUAGAGCAUUACUAAAAAUAUUUAAAAGUGAAUAUUAUACCUUAAUCAUUGCCAUUUCAUUCAGAAUAAAAAAAUGAUAAAAUCUUGGUUAAGUGGCAAUCUACUGUUAGUGCCUAAGAAGGCAGUGGAAUCUUUGAUACUGUUCUUAUGGCUAUAGGCAGACAAGCCAACACAAAAUUGCUCAAUUUGGAUAAAUUAGGAGUCAAAGUGAACCCUACUAACAAUAAAGUAAUUAUUUAUAACAAUCCAAGAUUAUAGGAAAUUUGAAUGGAGAAAUUGAAAGAACUGAAAUCGAAAAUAUAUUCGCGAUUGGAGACGUUGUAAAUGGAAUUCCAGAAUUAACUCCAGUUGCUUCUAAAAGUGGUCAAUUGUUAGCCAAAAGAAUAUAGCUUCUAAUAAGAGGUUCGUUUCUAUCACAAGAGUAUGAAAAUACAAAAUUGGAAUAUAGUGAUUAUCCUACAACUGUUUUUACUCCUCUUGAAUAUAGCUUUGUUGGCUUAAAUGAAGAAUAAGCUAAGGCUAAAUUCGGAGAAAAAAACAUUGAAAUCUAUCAUUCAAAAUUUGUUCCUUUAGAGGAAUAAUUAUGCGAUUAACUUGAUGAAAAUUAUGAACUUCUACAAAAAAAAGUAUAUGUCAAAGUUGUAUGCAAUACUUCCAAUAACAACAAAGUAGUUGGAAUACAUUAUCUUGGACCAAAUGCUGGAGAAGUUAUGUAAGGAUUUGCAGUUGCAGUUAAAUUAGGAAUGAGAAUAGAAGAUUUAUAAAGAACUGUAGGGAUUCAUCCUACAAAUGCAGAAGAACUCGUACUACUUAAAGUUACAAAAUCUUCAGGUGGAGACUUUGAAAAACAUGGAUGCUGAGCUUGAGUUUCUCAAUAUUACUAAUCUCUAUUAAAUAUAUAUAUACUUUGGUAUAUAAUUUAUGAAGCAUACAAUCG
This is a messenger RNA of Paramecium sonneborni, 1702 nucleotides long. NCBI's taxonomy places the organism in Eukaryota, Ciliophora, Oligohymenophorea, Peniculida, Parameciidae. The record is from the annotation of a GenBank genome assembly.